AUGUCACCAGAGAAACCUCAACGCGCGGCUACAACUAGUUCCUCAAACGAGAAGGUAGACCAAGAGCUCCUCGAGUCGUCUUCCAACUCCGCGUCCGAUGUCAAUCUCUACGCGCUGCACGAGCUGCAUGCAGGUCGCCUCAUCAUCGACCCGAAAGAAGCAAAAAUAGAGUUAGGCGAUGCUAUUGCGUCCCGCCUGAAGCUCACGUCCGACGGGACGAAGGUCCUCUGGCCUCAGCCCACCGACUCGGACAAGGACCCCCAGAACUGGAGCGAUCGGCGCAAGAAUUUCCAGCUCUUGAUCAUGACACUUGCCUCUAUCGUCCCUGACUUCGACUCCGGUAUUGGUAUCGCCGCUAUUUUUGCACUGGCGGAGGAAUACGACACCACUACCGGGGUGAUCAACAACCUCACUUCAAAGAGACGAUUGCAGGUUCUGACAUCUAGCGAGAUAGGUCCUGGGGGCAUCUGUGCUGUCAUGCUGAUCAGACGGCUUGGUCGAUUGCCUAUUUUGUUCUGGACACAAGUUCUUGCGCUUGCCUUUAUGGUAGGAUGCACGUUUGCACCGAACCUGAAGACGUUUGCUGCCAUGCGGUGCUUGACUGCUUUCUUCGGAACUGCACCUCAAGUUACAGGUCUCUACGUCGUCACGGAUUUGUACCCAUUCCACCUCCAAGCGCGGAAGCUCAACAUCUGGACCAUGGGCUUCAUCGUCUCUCCCUUCCUGUCUCCAUUCGCGUUCGGUUUCCUCGUCGCUCGUGCAGACUGGCGGUGGUCCUAUGGAAUCGGAACCCUAUACUCUGUGUUUGUAGUACUGCUCAUCAUGUUCUGCAUGGAGGAAACACUGUACGACCGGACUGUCCAGCCCAUUCCAGAGCCAGAAGACCCGAGCUUCCGCGUUAGGCUUGAGACACUCGUUGGUAUUACCGGAUGGAGGAUGCAGAAGUACCGUAUUUCGUGGAAGGAAUCGGUUUUGAGCCCUUUUAAGCUUAUAUGGAGGCCCCAUUUAUUGAUGUUGCUGAUCUACGAGGCCGCGCUCUUUGGUUUCGGUAUUGGUAUCAAUGUCACCAACGCCGUCUUCCUCGGCUUGCCAGUAGAGAUGGGUGGGUAUGCUUUCAGUCAGUACGCGAUUGCUGCGUCCUAUGCUACCCCAAUUGUAUCCGUAUUCCUUGGAGAAGUCAUUGGCCGCUACGCCAACGACUUCAUCAUGAAUGUCAGUGUGCGGCGGAACAAGGGUGUCUUCGAGGCGGAGAGUCGGCUCUGGGCCUGCUACAUCGCCAUGCCGCUUUAUGUAUGCGGUUUCCUCACACUCGGAGCGGCCUUCGAGAAGCACCUUAGCAUAGGCGCGUUGGUCAUGGGAUGGGGUAUCGCGGAAUUAUCGAUCAUGAUAGCCACAGUCGCUAUAAUUGCCUACUGCAACGACGCGUUCCCUAAGCAUCAGGGAGAAAUUAGCGCCUUGAUCAACCUCGCUCGUGUACUUGGAGGUUUCGGUGUUGCAUACUUCCAAGUCCCAUGGGCGCUCAAACACGGAGCCAUUCAGAUGUUUGGAUGUGAGGCGGCCAUUGUUGUUGGCCUUUUCUUCCUCGUGAUACCCUUCAUGCAGAUAAAAGGAAGAUAUUUACGAGAAAAAUACUCGGCCCAUUAG
Molecule: messenger RNA, 1644 nt
Organism: Cyclocybe aegerita
Lineage: Eukaryota; Fungi; Basidiomycota; Agaricomycetes; Agaricales; Hemipholiotaceae
Source: the annotation of a GenBank genome assembly